Rosa chinensis is the source of this 429-nucleotide messenger RNA. RefSeq names its product protein WUSCHEL. Gene Ontology annotation, molecular function: DNA-binding transcription factor activity; DNA binding. NCBI's taxonomy places the organism in Eukaryota, Viridiplantae, Streptophyta, Magnoliopsida, Rosales, Rosaceae. The record is from RefSeq and is a predicted model, not a curated record. Gene Ontology annotation, biological process: plant organ development. The transcript is spliced from 2 exons. The coding region runs from base 1 to 429 and encodes 142 amino acids.
AUGGAACCACAAAACCGGCAUCCAACCGAGAAUGGUGGAAGUAACAAAGCAGCCGGGAGUAGUGCUAACAUGCUUCGCAGGGAGAACCGUACUAGGUGGGUUCCCACUACAGAUCAUAUAAGAAUCCUCAAGGAGCUUUUCUACAACAAGGGAGUUAGGUCCCUAACUAUAGAGCAGAUUCAGAGGAUCUGUCUCCAGCUGAAAUGGUACGGCAAGAUCGAGUUCAAGAACGUCUAUUUUUGGUUCGUGAACCAAAGGGCUCGGGAGAAGCAGAAGAAGACAUCCACUUCGGAUGUUCAUGUGCCCAUGCAAAGAUCAGAGCUUACUACUUCCGACGGAGGUGGUGAUCACGGUGGUGGCUCUUACAUUUCUCUUGAGCUCAGUCUUUCCUGCGAGGGCAAAGCUGGAAAAAGUUUCCGGAGCCGCUGA